GAAGAAGAAAAAGAAUGAGCGUUCUAACAAACUUUCGCUGAAACUUCAUGUAAAUCUUUAACUUAGAAUCAACUAACUCAUCAAUAUUUAAUAUAUAUUUCAAAGAAAGAGAAAACAUACAAAUUAAUCAAUUUCUCUUCAAUAAUUUUUGUGACACUCAAAGUUGAUGAAAGAUCACGUAGUGGUGUCGAUCACCUACGGACCAUCGUCGGAGGGUUCAGUGACGGCGUCGCCAAUCUCUCAUCAGGCCCCGUCAGUUCCGACGCCGUCUUCAUUGGCAUACUCCGUAACGCCGCCAGCAUCGAGGUUUAGCUCACGGCGAGCGUCGGCUCAUGUUUCCGGUUUGGUUCUCCGGUUUAUAACUUUAGUUCUAUGUUUUGUCGCUGCUCUUUCACUGGCAGUGAAUGUUCAUCGGCCUUCACAGAGACAUCGGUCUCAGAGCUCCUCGAGUUUCGCUUCAUAUCCUGAACUAUUGUAUUGCUUUGGCGUAGCAGUGACAGGACUCGUGUAUACAUCUCUACAAACAUUCAAAGGAGUUUGUGAUAUUACUCACAGAGGAAUUCUAAUCUCUGAGCCUCUCUCGGAUUACAUCAGUUUCAUUCUUGAUCAGGUUAUAUGUUAUCUACUAGUAUCAUCUUCUUCCUUGGCAAUUGCGUGGAUCCAACAUGCAAACAGCGAUUCGGUCAAAACACUUAGAAAUAAUUCCAUUGUUUCAGCUUCAAUGGCCUUCUCUGCUUUUUUGGUUUUGGCACUCUCGAGCCUCUUGUCUGGGUAUAAGCUUUGCAAGAGAUUUAUGUGGUAAUUAAGUCUUGUAAAGGAUUUUUAUAUUCAAAAUACUGUUUAAUCUAAAUAAGUAACAUAAUGACCAUGUUUAUUGCAAUAGUUACGUGUUAAUUUGCACAUGCAUGACCAUUUUAAUUUGUCUUCCUCGUACUUUUGUCAAAAUUGUCACUAAUUGGUAAAGGGUCCUUUAAUAUGCACAAAAGGGGGUUUUCAUACUGUGGCAAAAUCCAAGGCAGCUUCAGCAUCUCUUAUCUAACAAUCGAUACCAAGAGCAUGUGUCUUUGAGUCACCAACAACAUCUAAUACCCACCCUAAGUCGAUCAUCA
Messenger RNA from Brassica oleracea var. oleracea, 1109 nucleotides. RefSeq names its product CASP-like protein 4A4. Lineage: Eukaryota; Viridiplantae; Streptophyta; Magnoliopsida; Brassicales; Brassicaceae. The coding region runs from base 167 to 802 and encodes 211 amino acids. The record is from RefSeq and is a predicted model, not a curated record. The transcript is spliced from 3 exons.